GGCUCGGGGAGCUGGGAGUGGCGGGGCGGCGGAAGGUGAGCCUAGGAAGGUGGCCCGGCGCCCCUUCUGCCCGGGCCCCUCCCAGUGCUCCCUCGGGGUGUCAGCUUCGGCUCCGCUUGCUCCCACUCCACCCUCCUUUCGAAGGGAUUGCCUUUUUUUUCCCCCCUCUGCGGCGGCGGAAAUGACAGUGUGGUGCUGCGGUGGUGUCAUGGUGCUGCCUCUGGACUGAGAGGCGAAAACUCCUAAGUUUCGCCCGGGAGACCCAGACGCGGGAACGUCUCGGUCUCCGUGCUGUCCCCUGUGGGGCGCGCGGGCUGGCGGAUCCCGGCUGCUGCGCGGCAGCGGCGGCGGCGGCGGCGGCUGCAGCAGCGAAGGCGGGCGGCGGCCUAGAGUGGUGGUGGCGGCGGCGGCAGCGACAGCGGCCCGGGAGCUCGCACGGGAGCCCAAGCCAGCUUGCUGCGGAGGCCGGCGAGCGCCCGGCGCUCUCAGGCGCGCGUAGGAGAUGGCUGGCACCCGGGAACAAUAUGGGUGAAAGCCCAGCCUCUGCGGUUCUUAAUGCCUCAGCAGGAUUAUUUUCACUAAAGAUGGAAACACUGGAGUCUGAAUUGACCUGUCCAAUCUGCCUCGAGUUGUUUGAAGACCCCCUCCUGCUCCCUUGUGCUCAUAGCCUGUGUUUCAGCUGUGCCCAUCGCAUCCUGGUCUCAAGCUGCAGCUCCGGUGAAUCCAUUGAACCCAUUACUGCUUUUCAGUGUCCUACAUGCAGGUAUGUUAUCUCGCUGAAUCACCGGGGCCUGGAUGGCCUCAAGAGGAAUGUAACCCUGCAGAACAUUAUUGAUCGCUUCCAGAAGGCUUCAGUCAGUGGGCCCAAUUCUCCAAGUGAGAGCCGUCGGGAGAGGACUUACAGGCCAAGCUCCGCCAUGUCUAGUGAGAGAAUUGCUUGCCAAUUCUGUGAGCAGGACCCUCCGAGAGAUGCUGUGAAGACAUGCAUCACCUGUGAGGUCUCCUACUGUGACCGUUGCCUUCGGGCCACACACCCUAACAAGAAACCCUUCACCAGUCAUCGCCUGGUGGAACCAGUUUCAGACACACAUCUUCGAGGGAUUACCUGCCUGGACCAUGAGAAUGAGAAAGUGAACAUGUACUGUGUAUCUGAUGACCAAUUGAUCUGUGCCUUAUGCAAACUGGUGGGUCGUCACCGAGACCAUCAGGUCGCUUCCCUGAAUGAUCGAUUUGAGAAACUAAAGCAAACUCUGGAGAUGAACCUCACCAACCUGGUUAAACGCAACAGCGAACUAGAAAAUCAAAUGGCCAAACUAAUACAGAUCUGCCAGCAGGUCGAGGUGAAUACUGCUAUGCAUGAGGCAAAACUUAUGGAAGAAUGUGACGAGUUGGUAGAGAUUAUCCAGCAGAGGAAGCAAAUGAUUGCUGUUAAAAUCAAAGAGACAAAGGUUAUGAAACUGAGAAAAUUGGCACAGCAGGUUGCUAAUUGCCGCCAGUGUCUUGAACGGUCAACAGUCCUCAUCAACCAAGCUGAGCACAUCUUGAAAGAAAAUGACCAAGCACGGUUUCUACAAUCUGCAAGAAAUAUCGCUGAAAGGGUCGCUAUGGCAACUGCAUCUUCUCAAGUUCUGAUUCCAGACAUCAAUUUUAAUGAUGCCUUUGAAAACUUUGCUUUAGAUUUUUCUAGAGAAAAGAAACUAUUGGAGGGGCUAGACUAUUUAACAGCCCCAAACCCACCAUCUAUCCGAGAAGAACUCUGUACUGCCUCCCAUGACACCAUUACAGUCCAUUGGAUCUCGGAUGAUGAGUUCAGCAUCAGCUCCUAUGAGCUUCAGUACACCAUAUUCACUGGCCAGGCUAACUUCAUCAGUAAGUCAUGGUGUAGUUGGGGCCUGUGGCCAGAGAUAAGGAAAUGUAAGGAAGCAGUAAGCUGCUCAAGAUUGGCCGGUGCGCCACGAGGCCUGUAUAAUUCAGUGGAUAGCUGGAUGAUUGUGCCCAACAUUAAACAGAACCAUUACACAGUGCAUGGACUCCAGAGUGGGACACGCUACAUCUUUAUUGUGAAAGCCAUAAAUCAAGCGGGCAGCCGGAACAGCGAACCCACCAGACUAAAAACAAACAGCCAACCCUUUAAGCUAGAUCCCAAAAUGACUCACAAGAAGUUGAAGAUAUCCAACGAUGGAUUGCAGAUGGAAAAGGAUGAAAGCUCUCUGAAGAAAAGCCAUACCCCAGAGAGAUUUAGUGGAACAGGGUGUUAUGGGGCAGCAGGAAAUAUAUUCAUUGACAGUGGCUGCCACUACUGGGAGGUGGUCAUGGGUUCUUCAACAUGGUAUGCAAUUGGUAUUGCCUACAAAUCAGCUCCAAAGAAUGAGUGGAUUGGCAAGAAUGCCUCUUCCUGGGUCUUCUCUCGAUGCAAUAGUAACUUCGUGGUGAGACAUAACAACAAGGAAAUGCUGGUGGAUGUGCCCCCCCAGUUGAAGCGUCUAGGUGUCCUCUUAGAUUAUGACAACAACAUGCUGUCUUUCUAUGAUCCAGCUAACUCUCUCCAUCUCCAUACUUUUGAUGUGACCUUCAUUCUUCCAGUUUGUCCAACAUUCACAAUCUGGAAUAAAUCCCUAAUGAUCCUGUCUGGCUUGCCUGCCCCAGAUUUUAUUGAUUAUCCUGAGAGGCAGGAAUGCAACUGCAGGCCUCAAGAAUCCCCCUAUGUGUCUGGGAUGAAAGCUUGCCAUUAAGUGUCAAGAGGGCAUGUGAUUCACUGGCUCUCCAGUUCAGCACUUCUUCCCUUCUUAAGCCUCCAUUAGUGUUUCAUAUAUGAGAUACAAAAUAAAGUUCAUUGGGAGCACCCAAAAUAACUAGAUAGUGUAGACUUAAUUUUUGUGCAUUAAAUCUUAUGUUUGAAUUCAUGUAUUGAGUUACUCAGAACAAAUUAUCUGAAUAGUCUGGGUUUAUGCCAUUGGGGAAGAAUUUUAGAGAAUAUCUCUGUCAUCAUUGGAGAAUUAAAAAUUCCCAAUGAUUUGGGAGUAUAAAUGACACUGGAAGGAAUUAGCCUUUCUAGCAGUGGCUUGUUUGACCAGGUAAAAUUUGCACAGUGUCAGAUUAUCACAUAUUUUAUGUCACUUUUUAAUAAACUAAUAAUCAAGGUGUUAUGAGAAUAUCAUACCUGUGUAUAUAUAAUAUAUAAAAUGACUGAAUUCAUUUUAUGAGCAAAAUGACAGAGAUCAUUUUAUCUAUUACAUAUAUACAAUGAACCUUAAUUUGUUCAUAUAAAUGAGAAAUAUAUUGAAAAGGAAAAUAAAUUAUACUGUCCAUUCUUAUUCCCUAGAUGACACAUCACAGUGGACUGGCAUUUUUCUCUUCUUCCCUUUUAGCCUUCUUUCCCCCUCUUGUCACACAUACAAACACAUGCAAUCAUCCAGACACAGGAAGUGAGAGAGGAGCUCUUGGUUAGAUUAGCAGAGAUGUGUGGACAAGAUUGCAUAAGAGAUGCUAAUGCUACAUUGAAAAUUGAUUCUGGUAGAAGUGUGCUGUGUAGCAUAAUUUCGUUGAUAUUAUUUAAUAGAGGAGAUUUAUUUGAAUUAUUAAAAAUUGCCAUAGAAUAUUUCAAAGAAAUAUAGUUUUGUUACUCUCAAAUACAUAGUUACUAGACUUAAGCUGGAAAAUAGAGUUGCAUAAGGGAGUUUCUUCAGAACUCACCUUAUUCGAUCAGUAAGAAUAGUGUUACAGGUUCAACAACUAUAUGAAUACAAAUGUACUUGUAUUUUCAGAUGAAGCACUCCUGAAACACUAUUUGCCUCGAUAGGAUCCAUACUCAUUCUUUUGUGAUUUUGUUUACAUUAUUCAUUCACUUCAUGACAAAUAACAUAAAUCCCAUCCUACUUUUCAUCCGACUAGUUAAAGGAAAUUGAGCUUCAUGGUCUGUUAUUUUACCAGUAAUUUUGCAGAGAUUGGAAACGCCAGAGAAAUAGAGCCUUCUCCCAGGAGCAAAGUCCACUCUUGGUACUUGUAAAAUGAUUACCCCUGUGUAAUUGUAAUGUGACAGUAGUAGCCAUUACCUGGAUUAUAUGUAGACUUGAUGCAGUGUCAAAUGUUUCCCUCUCGUUCUACCAGCGUGGUGGAUUCUUAUUUAUUAAUUUGUUCAGUGAACUCUUAGAUGCCACACUACUGCUGCAAGAGUGCACAUAUUACUAAAAUACAGUCCUUGCUGUCAAAUGACUCACUCUUAUGUACAAGAGACAACAUAUCUCUGUAA
Messenger RNA from Peromyscus maniculatus bairdii (prairie deer mouse), 4249 nucleotides. RefSeq names its product midline 2 (gene Mid2). Gene Ontology annotation, molecular function: microtubule binding; zinc ion binding. The record is from RefSeq and is a predicted model, not a curated record. Lineage: Eukaryota; Metazoa; Chordata; Mammalia; Rodentia; Cricetidae. Gene Ontology annotation, biological process: protein localization to microtubule. Gene Ontology annotation, cellular component: microtubule.